This is a messenger RNA of Symsagittifera roscoffensis, 5044 nucleotides long. RefSeq names its product transient receptor potential cation channel subfamily M member 6-like. Gene Ontology annotation, cellular component: plasma membrane. Lineage: Eukaryota; Metazoa; Xenacoelomorpha; Acoela; Convolutidae. The transcript is spliced from 7 exons. Bases 478 to 4143 code for a protein of 1221 amino acids. The record is from RefSeq and is a predicted model, not a curated record. Gene Ontology annotation, molecular function: ligand-gated calcium channel activity. Gene Ontology annotation, biological process: calcium ion transmembrane transport.
UGGAUUUGAGCAUAUAAAGGAAGCAUUUGAUCACAAGCGUAUCGCAUUGCAAGUAACGGUUGUAUUCUCAUUCCGACACACCAACAGUAGGUGUAAAGGAAAAGACGCCCAACUUACUAUAUAGUAAGCGAAUACUUUGGUAAGGGAGGCAAUAACAAAACAAGCACUUGUAGGGUAAUUGUUGGCGCUGAGUUGAAAUGGUUAAAGGCCCAAGGAACUGGUUCCAAUAGUUGGCAAAUAUUGCGGAUUAUUUCACUUCGAAUGUUUAUAACCUAACCAAAUUCUUAGCCAGAAAUUUUCAAAUUGCUCUUUCAGGUUAUUUAUGGCGCUUAUUGUCAGUAAAUUUUAGUUUUAGACAAAGCCCUCAUGGCUUUUGUAGAAGUCCAUUUUCUACAAUUAUGAAAUCAAGAGCAUUAUUAUAAAUUGAAAAUUUGAAUCAAGUCUAUUUGAUAAUCAGUGUCCCCGAUUGGAGCAGACAUGAAUAAAAAAGCGGCGCGUGGGAAUUUUGACACAGGUGCAAUAGCGACAGAGAAGCAGGAGAUGAAGUUUUUCUGUGAGAACGAAUAUUGCCGCAAGACUUGUUCCAACUUUGUGCCUGACAUCAGCAACAGAAGACGGGGAAGAUGUUCCGGCUGUCUGUACCUCAAAUCAGAACACAUCUCAGUGCCCCAUCUAAGACGAUGGACGGUAGACUCAAAGAGUUGGCGGCCAGACAUCCACAUGGAGUACAUAGCAUGGCAGUCGUUCUUGAAAGUGACGCUAAACGACGAAGUGAACUCUGUAGAAAAGGAGGCAGACAUAGCAAUAUUGGCCAAUGACACUCACCCUAGACAGCUAUUAAAUGUUAUAACCCAGAGGUGGGUGUUGGAGAAGCCUAGCUUCGUAAUAGCAGUCUCGGGCAGUCAGCGACACUUGUCUUUGACUGCCAAGCAAUCUACCAGAUUCAAACGAGAGUUUGUUAAUGCAGUCGCAAGCUCAAAAUGUUGGGUGAUUGGGGGUGGAACUUUGUCAGGCGUUGACUAUUUGGUGGGACAAGCACUUCGUGAACUGCAGUUCAAACGUUGGAUAGUCGACGACGAAAACGAGUUCUUUUUACUCGGUUUGGUGAACUGGGACUGUGUGGAUAUAAAGACUAGACUAGACAAGAAGUUGAAGCGUAGUGACCAUUCUAAACUGAACUUCAUGAUCAAACAUGGAGCUGUUGACGCUUCUUGCACAGAGGACCAGUUCAUGACUACCCUGAACCCCUUAUAUUCUCAUUUUCUAUGUGUCGAAGGUGGCAUCAAGGGCAAGCCGUUUCAAGAGGCAGAGUGUCGCAGCGAGUUGCUGUCUUUCAUUGCGAAGCCAUUUGACGAGUUUACAGUUCCCACAGUUCUGGUUGUGGUGGGAGGAGAAUUGGAGACGCUCAAAGAGGUAUCGGCCGUUCUCACUGAUGAUGUGCCGGUCGUAAUCUGCGAAGGAACAGGUGGUGCGUGUGAUGUGAUUUGCUACGCGCUAAAGAUCGCAGAGCGGGCUGAGUACAAUCAGUUCACAGAUGAGCAGGAGCUUUACCUAAUGAAACAAAUGGAAGCAAUCCUUGUGCGGCCGAAGCGCAAAGGAACCUUGUACUCGGAGGAGGCAAGUUUCGAAGCAGCGAUCGAGUUGAAACAUCUGCACAACUGCAUUGAUAGGCGGCGCAAUAUCUUCAUAUACCGAAUCAACCUUUCUUUGUCCAUGCCUCUCAAUCAGUGCAUUUUGAAGGCAUUGCUGAACGGAAAGACAGCACAGACUAAGGAUCCAGUAGAGCUGGCUCUAGACUGGGACAGGUGUGAUGACGUCAUAAAAGAUAUUCUGCAGGCAGAAGGAGGAGACAUGGGCGAGAAAAGGAAUUUGAAUAAACUGAUGACGAAAGCUGUGCUGGAUGACAAAAUGGAGUUCAUUGAACUCUUCAUCGAAUUCGGGUUCGAGUGGCAGAGGUUUCUAACUCCUGCUAAGCUUGGAUUUCUGUACGCGAAUGCCAUUUCAAAGCAGGAAUCAUCUCUGAGACUUCUCCUGCAACAGCGUUCUUCAAAAGAUUCUUUUAGAUUAAAGGACGUGUAUCAAAUAGUGUACCUGUUCACCAGUGCGAAGCCUGAGUUAUACGUUAAGCAGCUGAGUGAUGAGAAUCGAGUUCUUACGGUGUUCCAGGAUCCCUUUCGAGAACUUUUCAUAUGGGCUAUUCUGACAGAGAGAAUGGAGGCAUCUCAGUUCUUCUGGAGACAUUGUCAGAAUGGAGUUCAUCUUGCUCUCAUAGGAGCAGCUCUCUGGAAAGCAAUCGCUCUGGUUACACAUUCAGUUGACGAGACGAGAAUAGAGGAGUUGCAUGAAAAUGCAAAAGUUUACCUAGAAUACGCUCUUGAUGUGUUGGAAUGUGCUUGGUCUGUGAACCAAUCUCUGGCCCAUGUAGCUCUGGAGUUGAAACCGUGGCAAUUGGGACGCAAGAGUUUACUCGACGUGGCAGGGUUUAUUGAGGCUAAACAGUUCAUUGCUCAUCCAUUGAGCCAGAUAGUUCUCGAGCACCAAUGGAAGGGUAGAUUGAACUGUACCCUGAGUCACGUGUUUAUGGGCCUGCUUUUCCCACCAUAUCUUAGCUUCAUCUCUGUGACUAAAAAACUGAUUCCCUCAGCACCAGCUGAACUCUGGCUGGAAGAUAAGCCCUUCAAAAAGAAAGAACGGGAUCCAGAUGAUGAAGACGAUGACGACGACGAUGACCACAAUCAUGAGAGCACGGACUUGAAAAAUGGACUUGACGAGGGGUUUAAUAAGGAAAAAAAUGCAGCAUUCGUUCCAAAACAAAAUGGGGAUAAAGUUACUGAGUUGAAGAAAAAGUUUGAGGGGUCAAGCAGAGAUGAACUAGUGGAGUUGACUGAAACACCAGUGAUAGAGCCUGUGGAGCCAGAGUGGGAUAUUCCAGAUGAAGGCGACGAGUUGUUGGACAAGCUGGCGCUAUUUUACGGAGUGCCGGUCACAAAGUUUGUAGUGCAUCUUAUUAGCUACAUGGCCUUCCUUAUCAUCUACUCUAUGUUUUACGUCUUCUACUACACGGAGGACGGAACGCGAGGCUUCUAUGAAAUAAUUGUACUGUGGGUCUGGGUGGCCUCCUACCUGGACUUGAUCCAGUCCUUAGUGGCCCAGGAUGCAUCCUGGUUCAUGAAGAUCAAGCUCUGGAUCAAGUCAGAGUGGAACAUAUUGGACUUCUGUUACCUCAAUAUAGCCCUCUGCUCCUUCGCCAUGCACGGAUAUUACCCCAAAAUUGUCAAAGGCUGGUAUGGAAUCGUGUGUUUACUGAUGUGGAUCCGGCUGCUGCGCUUCUACACCUGUUCUCAAGUGACUGGACCCAUGUGGAUCAUGAUCCGGAAGAUGUUGGUGGAGCUUGUCAUCUUCCUCAGCAUCCUAGGCAUACUCAUUCUCGCGUCUGGAAUAUUCCUCAAGGGAAUGAUGAAUUCGUUCAAUUACGAGGACGCCUACUCUGGGCCUGUGAACAGCAUGGAGAUGUGGUCGUGGCUGUUCUUGCGUCCCUUCUUCAUGUUCAAUGGGGAACUGUUCAUGGACGCAGUGCAGGGGUCGGUGCAGGACCUGAACAUGCCUACGGAGGACAGAGACAGUUUCCUGUUGCUCUACUUCUUCACCAUCCUCUUCAUCAUGUUCUUCGGAAAUGCACUCCUCCUCAACCUAGUCAUCGCCAUCUUCGGAACCAUCUAUAGCGAGGUGGAGGGUAUCUCGGACAUGGAGUGGAAGAAUGAGAUGUUUCUACUGGUGAAGGAGUACGAGAACAAGCCCCAUUUCCCGCCUCCCUUCAGCAUAAUAGAGAGUGUCAUAUCCCUCAUCAAGUAUUUUCUCUCCCGCUCCUCAAAACUCACUCCAGAGGAGUUGGAAGCCGAAAAGAAGAGCUCCGAAAGGUUCAGCGUGUUCGAGGACUACUGCAUAGACGUGACUCUCAAAGAGAGGGAGACGAGACAAUCUGCACUGCAACAGGUGGAGAAGACAAUCAUGUGUGUAGAUACUCAACACAGCAGACUGUUCGACAUGGACCUCACUAUACAUGAAAUGGCCAGACUGGCUCAAAAGUCAAAGAAAAAACACAAUGCGGAUUAUUCUUCUACUACACUUCCAAGAAACAAAUGAAACUUCUGAAGCAGUUCAAUAGAAUGCUGAACUUCUAAACUAAACAAAAUAGAAUAGGAUAAGUGGGAUCAUUUAAUGUAAAGAGUGGUGGAGGCUCGGAUAAUGCACAAGUAAAACGGCGGUCAGGAAUACUGUCAUGACAAUCCAGUGGUGCUGCCAAACUCCUUUGACAUGUUUUUUUUUUCAUCCCGAUUGUCAAAGACGUAUUUGAUGCUCUGAGUAUCUCUAUCCCUUGCUAGUGCAGUAAGAAUCGGGCGCUUUAGAAUUGCAUACUACUCACAACUUAGCUCAAGUUUCCUCUCAGAAGUUCGCUUCGCUUCACCACCAAUUUCAGUUGUCGCAUAACAGGUUGAAAAAAGGAUUGAGAGCAUUGCUAACUUAAGUUUCACAAAAACUUUCUGCCGAAUUGCCCAUAACUCAGAUACAAAGUUUUCUUUAUGUUAAUAAUUUUGAACUGAACUGGCUGAUUUUGAUAACAAGUUAUACGAAUUAAUUUCUGACAAUUUUUGCGCUCCAGCUUAGAAAAUGUGUUUGGGUUUGGAAGCAAAUUAUUAAUAACUCAGUGAGUAUGGUUCAGUUCAAACGUUUCAAUUUUUUAGUCUGUGACGGUGCUUGGCGAUAUUUCAAUUUAUUAGAGUUUGGUAUAUCGUAUUUUAAGAAUCAAUUGCUUAAAUUAUAUAAUCGAAGUUUUUAGUCAGUCAUUUUAUCCAUUUUUCUGUUUCUUUCCUCUUUUAAAAACCGUCAACAGUAAUUUGAGAUGAUAUUCUAUUGGUUCUUGAAGUUUUCUAUAAUUAAUCAUGAAAUAACAAUCGUAGGUUUGUACUAAAUAAUAGUACGCUUCAGGAAAUUGCUUUAUCUGGCUUUCUUAACUUUGCAAAUCUGAAAUUUACUUAUUAGUAUA